UUGCGAUGUGAAGAUCGGCGAUGGGCUCUGUCCCCAACAUUCCGAUGACGGAAGUGGGGCGGCGUGCGACGACGACGCUGUACGAGAAUGGCCGAGUGUGGCAGUGGACGCCCCGCGCGCCAGGGGGAAAACCCAGUGACCCUCGCGACUUUGCCGGGUACGCGUCGUGGUUCACUACGUCUGGCUCGACGAUCUCGGUCGUCGGCCAUGGCGAAGUGCCGCAAGAGGUUCGCGCAAAUGCGUCAACAGUCGUCGACUUGCAAGGACAAGUUGUUUUGCCGGGGCUGCAUGACUCGCACAUUCACCUGUACCACAUGGGAGAAGUUGCACACUACGUCGACUUGCGAGGAACGUCGUCUUUUGCAGACUUGGCUGCCCGUGUAGUCGCGCAUGCGUCCAAGUUUCCGCUCGCCGACUGGCUCGUCGGGUUCGGAUGGGAACAAGACAAGCUGUCGGUCCCUGCGCGGUACCCCACUCGAGCCGACCUGGACGCGAUUCCCGUGAACCGACCCAUCUACUUGUGGCGCGCGUGCUUCCACAUUGCCGUGGUCAACUCGAAAGCGCUGGACGUAGCUGGCUUGGACACAUCUCCGCACCCUACGUGGGCUCAAUGCGGUGGGGGUGGUGUUGUCGACCUCGACUGCGAGGGAAUUCCCACCGGUAUCCUCCGGGAAUCGGCCGUGAAUCUUGUUCAAAGGUGCAUUCUUGAGACGUCGGACGGUGCGUUCUGUGGCUUGAUUGUGGCCAAUUCCAUCACCAACACGGUGACUGUCGACUGGUUCGUAGCCGUGCGCACGCAGUACCUUCAACUUGGAUUGCAAACGUGCUUGGAAUUUGGGCUCACAGGCGUGCAGACCAACGAUGCGCAUUGCUUGCCGCUGUACCAUGCCCUCCAAGCGUCCAACCAACUUCCCCUGCGCGUGUACAUGACACCAGACCACAACGAAAUCGAUCCACAUCAUCACGGGUGUCUCGACGUCGGCGGGCCAUUUCAACACGACUUGAUCACGGUGGACCGCGUCAAGCUGUUUGCUGACGGAAGCCUUGGGGCUGAGACAGCGGCGCUGCGCCAACCCUAUCGUGACUCGACCAACCAAGGAAUCCUCGUGCACACGAACGAUGACAUGGUUGCCAAGAUUCGCAUCGCCCAUGACGCUGGCUACCGCGUCGAAAUUCAUGCGAUCGGUGACAGAGCCGCCGCGCAAGUGCUGGCGGCAAUGGCCCAAGUGCCAGGGAUUGAUCGCCCCCUCCUCACCCACUGCCAGAUCCUCGGACCAGAUCUUCUGGAAACCAUGGCAGCCCUCGGCGUCGUCGCCAACAUCCAGCCGUCCUUCGUUGUCACGGACGCGACGUUUGCAUCGAAGCGUCUGCCACCAUCGCUGCUGCCGUACUCGUACUGCUGGUACACACCCUGUUGGUUUGGCUGAUAUCCCGGGUGCUAUCGUCUGGGACUCUCGUGCAUUGUGAGAGCUUUGGCGCUGUGAUGUGUGGUUGAGCAGUCGCGGACGGAAUGCUUGAAAUUUGAUGUGGUCUGCUUGCCCGUAUGCCGUCGACUCGCUCUGUCAUCGUGAAAUGACAUUCAACUGUGCAUGCCAAACGUGACACUUCGUGCAGGCAAAAGAUGAUCGAUGCUGGAAUUGUGUGCGCCGGUGGAAGCGAUGCCCCCAUCGAAACCAGCAACCCGUUUCAGGGCAUGUACGACGCGAUGCACCGCACCGCGCCGCUGGACGAUCCACUGGAAUGCCUCAGCUUUCCCCAUGCCCUCCAGCUGUACACCCUCAACAGCGCGUACGCCGCCAAGGAAGAGUCCCGACUGGGCGACAUCACGCCGGGAUUUCAAGCCGACUUUGUCGUGAUCCAGUACGAUCCAAUGGCCGAGGAAUCGACCAAGCUGCUUGCGUCCGACAUUGUCCAGCGCGUGUUUGUCCAAGGCAUCGAACGCUUCAACUCGACGACGACCCCGAAAUCCCCCCUCACGGUCCAAGCCAGUGGCCUUCCUGGCAAAAAAUGGCAAAAUCCGCAUCUGCCGCUGCUGCCGCGUCUAGGUUUUGGAGCCGGCGAUGCGCCGAGCUUGCUCGCUGGCUGCACAUCGCAUCCGUCAGGUCAGUCAGGUAGUAGUACUAAGAAGGGUACUAACUCGUUUCGUCAAAC
Molecule: messenger RNA, 2151 nt
Organism: Aphanomyces invadans
Lineage: Eukaryota; Oomycota; Saprolegniomycetes; Saprolegniales; Verrucalvaceae
Exons: 7
Coding region: 21-1427 (468 amino acids)
Molecular function (GO): hydrolase activity, acting on carbon-nitrogen (but not peptide) bonds
Source: RefSeq, a predicted model, not a curated record